Drosophila elegans is the source of this 1986-nucleotide messenger RNA. RefSeq lists its product as uncharacterized. Gene Ontology annotation, biological process: spermatogenesis. The record is from RefSeq and is a predicted model, not a curated record. The transcript is spliced from 8 exons. NCBI's taxonomy places the organism in Eukaryota, Metazoa, Arthropoda, Insecta, Diptera, Drosophilidae. The coding region runs from base 174 to 1964 and encodes 596 amino acids.
UACAUUUGAAAUGAAUAAUCAACCCGAUCUGAGCUAAUCUAUUCAAAAUAAGUGAUACUCGUUGGUUAUUUCGUUGUUCCCAAGCCAAGGACUCAUGGCUUGAUGUGGCGGUGAUCACCGACCAGACCAAAUUUUUAAUUCAACGAAAUUUUUAUGGGCGUUAGAAUUUGGAUAUGUGGCACCCAAACAAUUAUUACUGGCAGCAUCAGAGGGCCGAUGUCCGUCGCAACUUUCAUCAAUAUCCCAAUAUGAGCGCCUGCAACUACAGCAUGCAGGUGUUCUACAGGAUUUUCCCACAACGGCGGCCAUAUUAUUUCUACCAGCAGCCGGUUAACUAUUAUAACUACCAGCACCAGGCUUUUCAAUACAACUUCCAGGAGCAGUGUUUUACAACACCAAUGCAGAUUAACCCACAUAACUACCCACAACUUAACGAAAUAUCUAACCACUGCAGUAUUCCGCAGAUCAGACCAAGCUAUUGUUCCUAUGCGAGCAAGCAGGGAAAUUGCAACCGGUGCCGUUCUCCGAAAAAUAGAUUAUGUAAUUGUUCUUGUCCGAGUCAACAGGACAAUUCGUCUCAACAACCAAAAAUAGCCGCCAAUGAAAUGGUGGCAUCUUUGGAAAUCGCUUCAGUUGAGAAUAGUGCUGACCUAGGGGGUAGUGGAGAAAACGAUUAUUCUGGGGCCCUCUCACAACCCGUUGUAAAUGAAGAUUUAUCUAAAAAAGAAGUGUCAGAUUGUGCCAACUAUUCACGAUCGAAACCAAAGGAUGAGCAAGAAAUCAGAAAUAAUCUGUCGGACGAUGAGGAAAGGAAAAGCUCUGAGAAAAAUUAUCCACAAAAGCGCAAAAACUCGGAGGAUACUAAUCCUACUUAUUACCUCGACGAUCAAGAAAUCCGAACAAAUGUAUUAGAUGAUGAGGAAUCGAAAAGCUCUGAGAAAAAAAACGAAUCAUCUGUGGAACGUGUGUCAGAUGAUACGGGAUGGAUAAAUUCUGGGAAAGAAACCGCAUCGCCUGUGGAAAAUAAUGAGCCACAGGCACUUGAAUUUGAUUUUUAUCAGGAAGACGAAAUAGUUUCUUCUAACUUUUCGCAAGUCAAACCGAAAUUGCAAAAGCCACAGGAUUCUUAUCCCAUUAUUUACCCAGAUGAUCGCAAAAUCGAAACGAAUGGAUCCGAAGAUAAGGAAUGGAUAAGCCUUAAAAAGGAAAACCCAUCGUCAAUUCAAAAUGUAAAUGAGUCAGUAGCGCUUGGGAGUCGUGAAAAUGCCAGCCCAGCUAGCGAUGUGGACGGUCAAUGUAUAUAUCCUGAGGACUCUGUUUGCUUGGAUUUCCAAUUGCCGGCUCGCGAUAUUAAGGCUACGCUGAACUUAAAGGAGCGCUUUGAAAUGCAGUUGGUGAAGGUGUGCAGUCCACACAACUUCAAAAUCUGGAUAUAUGACGAAAAGAUUCAUGACUAUUGGGUCUUGUCCUGUAACAUGCAAACGUUUUACGAAAGUCAAGACAUGAAAACGUACACUAUUCCCGAGAGUUUAAUUGCCUUGAAUCACUUGUGCGUGGUGCGAUCAUGCAAUUCGGGGGUGUGGGAAAGAGCCAAAGUGGUGCGACACCAACCAACUAACAUAAUGAAGACCAUAGAUGUGAAACUCCUAGACACCGGGGACAUAAUGUGUGUGUCCUACGGAGAUGUUAAGUUUUUGAAGAAGGAGUUCGCUGUGUUGCCGCCGCUAUGUUUGCACGGUCGCCUGGCCUAUAUAGUUCCCUGGAAAGGCUCGACAUGGUCAUCGAGUGUCAGUGCCUACUUUUUCAGUCUGAUUCGCUAUCGUAGACUUCUCGCUAAAAUCGAAGCUAUCAAGGAUAACGUUGCCUACCUGGUACUAGUGGAUCCGUUAAUUAAUUCGCCUAUAAAGAACAUAAACAAGAUGCUUAUACACUCUGGUUGGGCGCGUCGCUGCUUCACACCCUAGCUUUUCUCUUAAUUUAAUUACU